This is a messenger RNA of Monoraphidium neglectum, 935 nucleotides long. RefSeq lists its product as hypothetical. Gene Ontology annotation, molecular function: NAD(P)HX epimerase activity. The annotation marks the transcript as partial. Gene Ontology annotation, cellular component: mitochondrion. The record is from RefSeq and is a predicted model, not a curated record. Lineage: Eukaryota; Viridiplantae; Chlorophyta; Chlorophyceae; Sphaeropleales; Selenastraceae. The transcript has 8 exons.
AUGGUCAGGCGCGUAGCGGUGCUCGCGGGCCCCGGUAACAACGGCGGCGACGGCCUGGUGGCGGCGCGCCACCUGUGGCAAUUUGGGUACGAGCCCACGAUUUGCUACCCCAAGCCGACAGACAAGCCGCUGUACAACGGCCUCGUGACCCAGUGCAAGUCCCUGGGCAUCCCCUUUGUCUCCGCCGACGACCUCACAGGCGGCGCCCCCCUGCAGGAGCGCUUCGACGUCAUCGUGGACGCCCUUUUCGGCUUCAGCUUCAAGGGGCAGCCCCGGACGCCGUUCGACGCGCUGCUCGAGUCCCUGAAGCCCUCCGCCCGGCCGCCCCCGAUCGUGUCUGUUGACAUUCCGUCCGGCUGGCACGUGGAGGAGGGAGAUCCCAGCGGGGUCGGAAUUCGGCCGGACGUCCUAGUCAGCCUCACGGCCCCCAAGCUCGCAGCGAAGAGCUUCCAGGGGACCCACUACCUGGGCGGCCGCUUCGUACCGCCCGCCACGCGGGACAAGUACGGCCUUGUACUGCCCGCCUACCCGGGCACAGCCCAAUCCGUCCGCAUCUCCCCGCCCCAUGCCGCGCGAGUCGACAUUUGGGACGCCCCCGCGCCCGCGGCCGCCGCGGCCGCCGCGGGGGCGCCGGCCGGCGGUGGGGCCGCGUCUGGGACGGCGGAGGGGGCGGCGGCUGCCGGGCAGCUUCCCAAGCCGGCCGACAUGCGGAUCACGUACCAGGCGGGCACCCUGUCUGAGGACGACGUAAAUGGUGACCCCUUUGCUCAAUUCGAUGCGUGGUUCAAGGAGGCGGCCGCGGACCCGGAGAUCCAGGAACCCAACGCCAUCGCCGUGGCCAGCAGUACGCCCGGCGGCGCGGUCAGCGUGCGGAUGGUGCUGCUGAAGCAGUACGACGAGCGCGGGUUCUGCUUCUUCACCAACUACAACAGCAG